GCAGCUCCUCUCUCUCCUGCAGCUCCUCAGUCCAUCGCUGCUGCUGCCUCCUCCACCAGCUCUUCCACCAGCUCCUCCACCAGCUCCUCCAGCAGCUCCUCCACCAGCUCCUCCAGCAGCUCCUCCACCAGCUCCUCCAGCAGCUGCGCGCUCCUCGGACAUGGACGCGUCCCGACUUUGACUCCUUCUCCUGCAGCGAAGUGUGCACAGCUCCGGCGGCCGCGGACGCAUGGGGAUCUAACCCCGGGCUUGCAGUCGGUCAGCUCCGCGGAAGGCUCGUGGUUUGGCCCCUCGUCGUUCUCUGGUCUCCACUCAUGCGUCGGGAAUGCCAUGGCCACUCCGAGCGCACAGCAGCAGCAGGAUUACUUCAGAUCCGUGAGCAGCGAGUCCACCACCUACAUGAUGGUGCCGGCCGCCGGGCCGAGGGGGCCGGUGGGGCGCAAGGAGGCGCCGUCCAAGAUGUGGGUGGCCAUGGUGGUGAUCGUGGUGGUGGUGCUGCAGAUCGCCUCCACCACCGGGCUCUUUGUCUACCUGAACAUGUCCAUCUCGCAGGUGCGUAGCCAGGGCGUCACGGAGGAGCUGAAGUGCCUGAGUCUGCUCAACGCUCUGGACAAGGACCAGGACAUCCCGGACCAGCUGGCCCAGCUCUUUGGAGAGCCCUGCAUCAAACUGGCCGAGGGCAUCAAGGCGUACAUCUCCAAGGUGACGGAGAACAUCAUCUCCAAGCAGACCUUCAUAGAGGCGAGAACGAUGCCUCGCACCUUCAACAACUCGGGGACAAAGUUCAUGACCUCGGUGGCCCAGAGGCCGUCGGCCCACUUGACCCUCAGGGACACCAGCUCCCAAGCCGGGUUCCCUCCGUUACAGAUCCCCACGGCCGGGCUCCACCAAUCCUGUCGCCACGUCGUCCGCUCCUGGGCCAAUCAGAGCUUCGGCGCUCACCUGCACAACAUGACCCUGACCAAUGGGAAGCUGCGAGUGCCUCAGGAUGGGCGGUACUACCUUUACUCCCAGGUGUAUUUCCGUUACCCGUCCCCAGCAGCCGGGGACGGGGACCAGCGCAGCGUCAGCCACCAGCUGGUCCAGUGCGUCUACAAGAAGACGUCCUACCCGAGCCCCAUCCAGCUGCUGAAGGGGGUCGGGACCAAGUGCUGGGCUCCGGACGCCGAGUACGCCCUGCACUCCGUCUACCAGGGGGGGCUGUUCGAGCUGCGGGCCGGGGACGAGCUCUUCGUCUCCGUGUCCUCGCCCACGAUGGUCAACGCCGACGACUCCUCCAGCUACUUCGGCGCCUUCCGCCUGGACCUCUGAGAGGAAGGGAGAGAACGAGCAGAAGAGAGGACGGGUGGAUCAACACGAUGUGCUGGAGGCCGUUUGAACAAUCCGCUGAUUGGAAAUAAAAGACACAAGUUGCGUGGAUCUGGAUCUACGAUGUUUGCAUCAACAGAUUUCGAUGAAGGACGGAAGGAUUGGUGUUUGACGAAGAGGAGGGGGCGACCCGACGGCCGAGAGCAAGACAUAAAUAAACACAUUGAUUUACUGUGGGUUUUUCAGGAGGGCAGUUUCCCUGUGGGAGUCAAAAAAGUGACAAACAUCCAAUUUUCUGCAUUUGAUGACA
Molecule: messenger RNA, 1618 nt
Organism: Pleuronectes platessa (European plaice)
Lineage: Eukaryota; Metazoa; Chordata; Actinopteri; Pleuronectiformes; Pleuronectidae
Gene: tnfsf10l
Product: TNF superfamily member 10, like
Exons: 7
Coding region: 331-1311 (326 amino acids)
Biological process (GO): immune response
Cellular component (GO): membrane
Molecular function (GO): tumor necrosis factor receptor binding
Source: RefSeq, a predicted model, not a curated record